ACUUGUAGUCUCCCCUGCAUGAACACGAUCUCACUUCUCCCAUAUCCGACCAAAUAACCUAACCUAAACCCCCAAAAUCCAAAUCACCACAUAUUCAAACACAUCACUCCCACUUCAACCGCCAAGAGCAACCCUCGUCAUUACCCUAAUUUUCUACCACAUUUUUCCAAGAUGAUGAGGUGGGAGAAAUUGGACACACACAACGGAGGCCCCGGCAAGAGAUGGGGCCACACCUGCAACGCCGUUCGCGGUGGUCAACUCCUCUACAUCUUCGGUGGUUACAGUCAACAUAACACCCAGACCAAUAAGGUUCACGUUUACGACACCACUGCAAGAACUUGGAGUGAACCCGAUAUGCAAGGUACACUGCCUGUGCCUCGAGAUAGCCACAGCUGCACGACGGUUGGUGAUAAGUUGUUUGUAUUCGGGGGCACCGAUGGGAACAUAUCGCUCAAAGAUUUGCAUGUUUUGGACACCUCCACGAAUACAUGGAUGACGCCGUGUGUAAGAGGGGAGGGUCCAGAAGCUCGGGAAGGACACAGUGCUGCGGUUGUUGGGAAAAGACUCUUUAUAUUUGGGGGGUGCGGGAAAUCUUCUGAUACUCCUGUUGAAGAGUAUUUUGAUGAUUUAUACAUAUUGAAUACAGAGACAAUGGUAUGGAAACGAGUGGCAACAACGGGAAUUCCACCAGCCAAGCGUAACAGUCAUACUUGUGUUUCAUGGAAAAACAAGAUUAUUGUAAUUGGCGGGGAAGAUACCCAGAACUAUUAUAUGUCCGAUGUUCAGAUGCUUGAUACAGAUACGCUUACCUGGACAAAGUUGAUAACCAAUGGCGAGCUAUUGCCACCUAGAGCUGGUCAUACAACCGUUGCAUUGGGCAAGAACUUGCUUGUGUUUGGAGGUUUUACUGACGCUGAAGAUCUUUAUGAUGACUUGUAUAUGUUUGAUCUUGAAACGUUUAGAUGGACCAAGGUUAUUACUUUAGGAGUGGGCCCAUCUGCCAGAUUUUCUAUGGCAGGAAGCACUUUGCAUCCGCAGCAUGGAGGCGUUCUUAUAUUCAUGGGCGGCUGCAAUAAGAGUCUCGAGGCACUUGAUGACAUGUUCUACCUACACACAGGGCUUGUAAUUGAAAAUGAGCGAGAUGAAAGAAAACCGGAGAAGUUAUCUUUAAGGAAGCAGUUGAGAUUAAAAAGUCAAGAACAGCAAACUUUGAAUCCUGCGUGUGAGAGUCCAGUGUUCGGCAUGGAGACAAGUUUUAAUGAUAGUAAACGACCAAUGACCGUGCCAACUCAUACUCAAGUUCCGGACAGAAUGAAUAUUUAUUUAAAUAAUAAUCAUAAUGCAAAUGGGAAGAGAACAUUUCAUGCAAAGGUCACAAAAAGCAUCACAAAUUGCUAUACAAUUGAGACGGUUAUAGAUGGGAAGCCUCUGCGUGGAGUUCUAUUCUCUAACAACUUCGGCUCCAAAAAGUCAGCUGAUGAUUUAAGAAGGAAAAGAGUUGCAGUUGACAGUGGGAAAAAGGAUUUUGAGCAACUUAUGGCAGAUACCACAAGAAGUUCUGAACAGCAGACUCCAGGUGCCACCUCAGCUGCUUCAGAUAUGAAGACUCCAGCAGCUUCUAAUGUGUCUCCAUUACAUGAGCAGGUUUCAGUAGAUAAAAAGUCGUCUAUGGAAUUUAACAAGAUGAAUACAUCAGCUGCAGCAGCCGAAGACACUGCCAAUUCAUUUCAUAACCAUGAAGGUCAAUAUCAACCCUUGACUACUGAAGAACAUGGUCUACAAGGGACUCCUCUGACACAGCAAGUAUGAUUCUGUAUCCGGAAUUGAUCAAGCCAUGUUUUAUAAGGUUAUCAUUGAAGUUGCCAACGAGUCAUGGUCAGUAAACAAACACCAACUUCUCUAACCCUGUGUGCAGUCUCUAUGUUGGGCUUGUCUAGGUUCCUUCAUUACUUGAGCUUAAUGGCAGCAGUUUAUUUGCAUUUUUAUCUUACCCCCCCCUGAUAUCGAAACCCAUGAGGCGCCAUCAGACUAAGCUCACCGCUAUACAUAAAAAAUGUAGACUUUAAUUUUCUAGCUAAGUCUUGUCAUAGGAUCACCUAUCAAAUUCUUGUUUUUGUUACCGCAUCGAACAGUUUGUUGAGCUUGAUCGAUAUUUACAUGAAAAUCUCUAGCCUCCGAGGCUAUGGAAUUCCUAAACAGGGGGUCAUGAA
This is a messenger RNA of Helianthus annuus (common sunflower), 2210 nucleotides long. Its product is annotated as rho GTPase-activating protein gacHH. Gene Ontology annotation, molecular function: protein binding. The record is from RefSeq and is a predicted model, not a curated record. The transcript is spliced from 11 exons. Lineage: Eukaryota; Viridiplantae; Streptophyta; Magnoliopsida; Asterales; Asteraceae. Bases 172 to 1809 code for a protein of 545 amino acids.